AUGUUUGAAGGGCCUACUGCUCUCCGUCAUCGAUCCUCGCCCACACCUGCGUGCUAUGGUUACAAUGAUCCUACUACCAGGAAAGUUGAAAACUGCGAAGGCCUCAUAGGGGUUUAUAAUGAUACAACGGGUGAGAAGGUAUCACAGGCCGUGAUUUUGUACUCAAAUUGUGACACCUGUACCAUGUUCUUUAAUAUAGAGCAACAAGAAUGCCAGCUGUGGACGUACGAAAACCCUACGAAUGAUGUUAUCCAAGAGUGCCUUGGUACUUACAAGACGUUAUGCGAAGGAGAAAUAUACGAGGUCUACAACGAAAUAUGCCUGACGUAA
Ixodes scapularis (black-legged tick) is the source of this 330-nucleotide messenger RNA. RefSeq lists its product as uncharacterized. The transcript is spliced from 5 exons. NCBI's taxonomy places the organism in Eukaryota, Metazoa, Arthropoda, Arachnida, Ixodida, Ixodidae. Bases 1 to 330 code for a protein of 109 amino acids. The record is from RefSeq and is a predicted model, not a curated record.